Molecule: messenger RNA, 937 nt
Organism: Setaria italica (foxtail millet)
Lineage: Eukaryota; Viridiplantae; Streptophyta; Magnoliopsida; Poales; Poaceae
Exons: 2
Coding region: 228-704 (158 amino acids)
Source: RefSeq, a predicted model, not a curated record
GGCCUCCUCGCCGUCCCAACGGAUAAGAUCGGCCGGCCGGCACGCCGAAAAGAUGCCGGCGCGUCACUAUUAUAUCACUCAUCCCGAGAGCCGUACCGUCCCUAUCCAUCAUCUCCGUGCCCAAUCCACAGCGCAGGAGUGAGGAGCUACCGAGCUAUAUAGCUAGCUAGCUUGCGAGUGCGAGCCCGCGUGAAGCAGAUCACACCAAGAGUCCAAGAGAGUAGCCGAUGGCGGUGGUGAGCGGCAACGGCAGCGGCGGGAGGCUGAACCCGUGGGCGGAGCCGUUCGUGCCUUCCGGGGUGCGGUACCGCGGCCUGCAGACGGCGGCGGCGGAGCAGGAGGUGGACGACUUCUCCCCCGAGUGGUGGCGCCUGGUCGCGUCCUCACCGGCCUUCCGCGACCGCUGGCUCAGCGACUACGGCGCCCUCGGCCUGCUCGACGCCGACGAGGACGCGGAGGUCGUCGACAGCUUCCUCCCCGCCGACCUCUUCUCCCCACCGCCGCCGCGCCAAGAGAGCGAGCGGGAGGAAAGCGCGGCCGGCAAGAGGGGCGGCGCAGGCCUUGAGGUGGCGGCGUGGGGGAUCGACAAGUGGUGGCGCGCGCACGCCGGGCCGCCGGAGGCCCCGAGGUACGCGGAGAAGGCGCCGCGGAGGGUGGCCGGCGGCGCCCGGGUGAGCCCCCGGCCCAUCCAGCAGCCUCGCUGAAGGACCGAUACAGUGCAUGUGCAUCCUGAUCUUGGCGCAGGAAAAUAGGCACACAAAAAAAUAGUUGUUUCCCCCCUUCCAAAUUUCCAAUCUUUUGCUUUGGUGUUAGCCUUGCGUUGUUUUGGUUUAGCUCGAGAUCGAACUGGAAGAUCCACUGCGCUGCACUCGUCCCUGUGGUGUAAAUAUGAUGAUGUAAUAAAUUCAGUGAGACUAGCUUUCAGCUUUGAGUUUCA